CCAGCAGUCAGUGGGAGUACUAGUAGUUAGGCAGGGGUCACUUGCUUUGCUUAAUCCUCCUGCAGCUGCUUAACUUGAGAGAGAGACAGAGAAAGGGUCCCUUGACUUGCAUUGCAUCUCUCUCUCUAUUUAGCUUGUUCUGUGCCCCCGUGUCAGCUGCAGUCUGGGGGAAUCUGAGGCCGCUGCUGCCGCACCUGAGAGCCUGAGCGAGACUGCACGGAGAGGAGAGAGCGCUACGUCUCUGCUCUGCUCUGCUGCUCGCUUUGGAGGGAUCUGGGAGCUGCUGAGCUGCUGCGAAAGGCCUUUUUUUUUCUUCUUCUUCCAGCUGCGAGCUCUGAUGAUGGUGGUGUUGGUAGUCAAGGCGGCGGUUGUGCUGGAGGAGAAGAGACUCCGGUUGUAGCGGGGAUCAGGGGUUUUGGUUUUGGGGUGGAGAGGAUUCGUUCUUCGUCCUCCGCGGAAGAAAGCUGUUAAGGCCGGUGGGAAUUGCUGGAAGAGAAUUCUCCCAGGCCUUUUCUUUUGCUCCCGUUCCGGGUGGUGGUUGUUGUUGGAAGGCGAAGGGGAAGAAGAUGAUAACGUUCGUGGACUCGGCGGCGGGGGAGCGGGAGAGAGGAGGGGACGACGGGAGGUGCCUGGACCCGCAGCUGUGGCACGCCUGCGCCGGCGGCAUGGUCCAGAUGCCGCCGGUCAGCUCCAAGGUCUACUACUUCCCGCAGGGCCACGCCGAGCACGCGCAGUGCGGCGGCGGCGACUUCCCCCCCGGCGCAGGCGCCGGCCGGGGAAUCCCGGCACUCGUCCUGUGCCGGGUGGCCGGCGUCCACUUCAUGGCGGAUCCGGACACGGACGAGGUCUUCGCCAAGAUCCGCCUCGUCCCCGCCCGGCCCCACGAGCAGCCCGGCGGCGACGCGGCGGACGACGGCGGCGGCAUCAAUGGCGCCGCCGCGGGCCACGCGGAGGCGGAGAAGCCGGCGUCCUUCGCCAAGACGCUCACGCAGUCGGACGCCAACAACGGCGGGGGCUUCUCCGUGCCGCGCUACUGCGCCGAGACCAUCUUCCCGCGGCUCGACUACUCCGCCGACCCGCCCGUCCAGACCGUGCUCGCCAAGGACGUCCAUGGCGUCGUCUGGAAGUUCCGCCACAUCUACCGGGGCACCCCGCGCCGGCACCUCCUCACCACGGGCUGGAGCUCCUUCGUCAACCAGAAGAAGCUCGUCGCGGGGGACUCCAUCGUCUUCAUGCGGACCGAGAACGGGGAUCUCUGCGUCGGCAUCCGCCGCGCCAAGAAGGGCGGCAUCGGAGGCCCAGAGCUCCUGCCUCCGCCGCCGCCGCCUCCGGGGACCAAUUACGGAGGAUUCUCCAUGUUCUUGAGGGGAGAAGAGGACGGCAGCAACAAGAUGAUGGCGGCGGCGGCGGCGGCAAGGGGGAAGGCCAGGGUGAGGGUGCGGCCGGAGGAGGUCGCCGAGGCGGCCAAUCUCGCCGCCAGCGGGCAGCCGUUCGAUGUGGUCUACUACCCGAGGGCGAGCACGCCGGAGUUCUGCGUGAAGGCCGGCGCCGUGAGGGCGGCCAUGCGCACCCAGUGGUGCCCCGGCAUGAGGUUCAAGAUGGCCUUCGAGACGGAGGACUCGUCAAGGAUCAGCUGGUUCAUGGGGACUGUGUCGGCCGUGCAGGUCUCUGACCCAAUCAGAUGGCCCAAUUCACCGUGGAGACUUCUUCAGGUGACAUGGGAUGAACCGGACCUGUUGCAGAACGUGAAGAGGGUGAGUCCAUGGCUGGUUGAGCUUGUCUCAAACAUGCCGGCCAUUCAUCUUGCUCCGUUCUCGCCUCCCCGGAAGAAGCUCUGUGUCCCGUUCUACCCCGAGCUUCCGCUCGACGGGCAGUUCCCGGCGCCGAUGUUCCACGGGAACCCACUCGGGCGCGGCGGCGUCGGCCCGAUGUGCUAUUUCCCGGACGGCACUCCUGCAGGCAUACAGGGAGCCAGGCAUGCUCAAUUUGGUAUAUCUUUAUCAGAUCUCCACCUUAACAAACUGCAGUCGAGUCUGUCACCGCACGGGCUUCACAACCAGAUCGAUCAUGGCGCUCAGCCGAGGAUCGCUGCUGGGCUCAUCAUUGGUCAUCCGAAAGCUCGAGACGACAUCUCGUGCCUGCUUACCAUUGGCAACCACCAGAACAGCAAGAAAUCAGAUGGCAAGAAGGCUGCACCCCAGCUGAUGCUCUUUGGGAAACCCAUACUCACCGAGCAGCAGAUAACUCUAGGCAAUGCCGGGGGUUUCUCGCCGACGUCUGCUAGGAAGAGCCCUUCUGAUGGGAGCGCCGAGAAGACGGCGAACAACUCUGAUCUUUCAAGCCCGAGAAGCAAUCAGAAUGGCACCACAGAGAACUUGUCCUGUGGAGGAGUACCAUUGUGCCAGGACAGCAAGGUGCUUGACCUUGGGCUGGAAACAGGGCACUGCAAGAUCUUCAUGCAGUCGGAGGACGUCGGGCGCACACUUGAUCUCGCCGCUGUUGGCUCGUACGACGAGCUGUAUCGCCGGCUUGCUGACAUGUUCGGUAUCGAGAAAGCCGAGCUCAUGAGGCAAGUUUUCUACCGUGAUGCCGCUGGGGCACUCAAACACACUGGAGAUGAACCAUUCAGCGACUUCACCAAGACGGCGCGUAGGCUGACCAUACUAACCGGCACAGGCGGCGAGUAGCUUAAUUAGCGAGGUAGCAGGAGGAGGAGGAGGAAGAGAUCAAAAGCUCUUGUCACCUGUACAGCUGGGAAGAAGAGGAGGAGAAUGGCCCGCGGCAGAUCCUCACAAGGCAAAUUGUGCCACCACCCGCAAUGCAAUAUUCAAGUUCCAAAGAACUAUAGGCAGCUUCAGUUCUCUGUCUGAUCACUGUGUAAUCAACCACAGGACCGUUUCUAUUUAUUUGUUUGGGUUACAAGACGUUUGUUCUCUGAUCACCAAUGUGUUUUGUUUGUUGUUGAGCUCACUAGUACUGGCACUGCUCAUCCAUGUAGUAGUCUUUUGCCAGAUGGUAUCUGCGGUUCCUCGAUAGAAAUUGCGGCA
This is a messenger RNA of Brachypodium distachyon (stiff brome), 3047 nucleotides long. Its product is annotated as auxin response factor 18. The transcript has 4 exons. NCBI's taxonomy places the organism in Eukaryota, Viridiplantae, Streptophyta, Magnoliopsida, Poales, Poaceae. Gene Ontology annotation, biological process: response to hormone; regulation of DNA-templated transcription. The record is from RefSeq and is a predicted model, not a curated record. Gene Ontology annotation, molecular function: protein binding; DNA binding. Gene Ontology annotation, cellular component: nucleus. Bases 567 to 2687 code for a protein of 706 amino acids.